Messenger RNA from Porites evermanni, 1029 nucleotides. NCBI's taxonomy places the organism in Eukaryota, Metazoa, Cnidaria, Anthozoa, Scleractinia, Poritidae. The record is from the annotation of a GenBank genome assembly.
AUGGCGAAUACUUCUCCAUCUAUCGAAUUCUAUAAAUCAGAGGGAUGUCCUUAUUUGAAAGAGGUGGCUUGGCGAGACGAGUUCCUUCUGACGGAAGGAACCUACAACCAUCUGGUCACUAUAAUCAGCAUCAAUUCCAUCUCAGUUUUACCUACUGUGCUGUUGAAUGCUCUGGUGAUCUUUGCAGUAGCAACGAGGGAAAGGUUGCGAAAUAAAUCAACAAUCCUUUUGGCUUGCCUGGCCGGGGCGGAUCUCUUGACAGGGUUGGUUGGACAGCCGAUACGAAUCGCGGUAGAAGUGGAGCGAAUAUUAAAGAAGGGGACUUUCUGUGGAGCUUUGGAAAGAGUAAGCUUUGUAUCCGUUGGAUGCCACAUCUUCGCGACCUUAACUCAUCUUGUGUUAAUAACUAUUGAUAGGUGCAUUGCUGUUAAAAAACCAUUGAGGUAUCGAGAUAUUGUCACAACACGGCGAGUCAUCUGCGGUGUGCUUUCAGCGUGGGGUUUUACGAUAUAUGUAACAAUUCAAGAAAGCAUUCUUGCUGCAGUAAACAGAGCUUCAGACAUUUACAAUGUUUAUAAUAACGUAUCGUUCUCAAUGCUUACCACAUUCGGUUUAAUUUGCAUAGUUUUUAUCAUAGGAAUAUACUUGUACAUUUUCUCGGAAACCCGGCGUCAACAAAGAACACAGACUGAACAUUUAAGUGUAGAAGAAAUAAGAACAAUCAGGAAAAAUAACAAAGGGGCCAAAACCCUAGGAAUCAUCCUUGUUGUAUUAACUGCAACGUACUUGCCAGCAAUAAUAGUCAUUAUAUUGGGUUUUUCCGUAAGUCUAGAACGGCAUGUUUCAAACCGUUUUGCGGGCUGGGCGGCAACGUUAAUCAUGUUAGGUUCCCUGUGCAAUCCAGUUAUUUAUUGUUGGCGCAUGAAGAGAUUUCGCCGAGCAUUUUUGCAAAUUCUUCAUUUGGGAAAACAAGAAAAUAACCAGCCACAGGAAGCGAUACAGAUGCAAGUCAUUGAACAAGUCGUUUAA